Molecule: messenger RNA, 1945 nt
Organism: Corticium candelabrum
Lineage: Eukaryota; Metazoa; Porifera; Homoscleromorpha; Homosclerophorida; Plakinidae
Product: protein arginine N-methyltransferase 5-like
Exons: 16
Coding region: 92-1945 (617 amino acids)
Biological process (GO): peptidyl-arginine N-methylation; regulation of DNA-templated transcription
Cellular component (GO): cytosol; nucleus
Source: RefSeq, a predicted model, not a curated record
ACAACUUCCCGUAUAAUUUUUGACUAAUAUUUCAUUUCUUUCGUCAACAACGAUUUUUCUAGGAGUUUGAUUAGAUAGCGAGACUUCCAGCAUGUCAGGAAAAGCUGCUCGUGUCAACGUUUCCGCUGGGAGGGAUUUCUUCUCUGUUCCUGAUAUUUCUGUGGCUCUAUGUGACGCUUUCAGUGCAGGGUUUGAGUUUAUAGUCUCACCAAUUGUACAUCCACGAUUUUAUCGUAAUUGGAAAGGCCCAUCUGGACAACGUUCAGAGCCUCUUACUCGGUCAGAUAUGCUGCUGUCAAGCUCAGACUGGAGUAGCAUUGUUGUUGGGAAGACAUCUCCGUGGCUAAAGUUAGACUCUGAAGAUCCAGACAUACGGAAGAACUCUGAACGCGCUCUACUAGAAGAGAUACGAUACGCCUCCCACCUGAGUCAUCCUGCAGUCGUCGUCAACCUCAGAGAUGGCAGAUGCCACAAUCUGGCACGAUUCAUCAGCGAAUUCAUCCAGGAUCCCCACUCUAACAUGCAAGUGUGGAUACGGUUACCAACCAUCACGCCACAUGAACAAAUCACAACAAACGACAAGAAAGGAGGCAGCAACACGACGCCGUGGCAUUGGUGGAAUACGUUCAGAACAUUGUGCGAGAACAGCAAACAGAUCGGUUUGGCUCUUGAGCUGACUGCUGAUCUUCCUGACAAAGCGGAACUUGAUCGAUGGUGUGGAGAACCGGUGAGAGCCGUGUUUGUUCCAACGUCUGUUUUUCUUACGAAUAAACGAGGAUUUCCUGUUUUAUCGAAAUGUCAUCAAACGUUUCUACAGCAACUUUACAAGAUUAAUAUUCAACCUGUUUUGAGUGGGUUUUGUCGUCAUUCUGAGAAAGGCAUACAGACGUAUCAUCAGUAUAUUAAUCACUUAUAUCAGACAAUGACACCUCCAGACGAAGUCGAACUCUUCGGUAAAGGAUACGAAGACUUCCUCCAGAAUCCAUUACAGCCUCUGAUGGAUAACUUAGAGUCUCAAACUUAUGAAGUGUUUGAAAAGGAUCCAGUCAAAUACACACAAUAUCAGAAAGCGAUUUAUUUUGCUUUGGUGGAUCGUGUUAGCGACGAUCAGCGUGACACUGUUGUGAGUGUUGUGAUGGUAGUGGGAGCAGGUCGAGGGCCGUUGGUGAGAGCGGCACUUGCUGCUGCGGAACGAGCGGAGAGGUUGAUCAAGAUUUAUGCAGUGGAGAAGAAUCCGAAUGCUAUUAUCACUCUACGAAAUAUGACUCUUCACGAAUGGAAGGACAAAGUAACCAUCAUUUCAAGCGACAUGAGAGACUGGAAAGCACCAGAGAAAGCAGACAUCCUAGUCAGUGAACUUCUCGGCUCAUUCAGCGACAACGAACUGUCACCCGAAUGUCUCGAUGGCGCACAACUAGCACUAAAAGAUGAUGGCAUCAGUAUUCCGUCUCAGUAUGCGUCAUACGUUGCACCUCUGUGUGCACCGAAGCUUCACACCGAGUUAGCAAAAGGAAAGGAGUCAGACUACGAGACGCCGUAUGUUGUCAUGUUGAGGAACGUCCACGUGUUGGCGGAGCCACAACGUUGUUUUACAUUCUCGCAUCCAAACUGGGGAGAUAGGGAUAAUAAUCGUUACGGGUCUUUCACGUUUCUCGUCGGGCAGGAUUCUUGUGUUCAUGGAAUCGCUGGCUAUUUCGAUGCCGUUUUGUAUGGUUCGGCGACGAUAAGUACAGUGCCUUCCAACCACUCACCCGGAAUGUUCAGCUGGUUUCCAAUCUACUUCCCAUUCAAGACUCCCGUCUACGUCACAGCCGGUAGCCACAUAACCGUCCACUUCUGGCGUCGCUGCAGCAGAACAAAAGUCUGGUACGAAUGGUGCAUGUCGGCUCCAGUCCCCGGACCCCUCCACAACCCAAACGGACGCUCGUAUGCGAUCGGUCUCUAG